UCAGUGGUUGUCAAUUAUUACGAGAGAGACGUUAUGAGUGUGGAGUGUGUGUGUGUCUCAGCUUAAGUAAGGACUAUAAUAGGUGGCUAGGCUCAAUUUGCCCGGCGGUGACUGUGAAAGAGACGGAGAAAACCAGUUAAGAGUAGGAAAAAAAAAAAAAGAAAAAAAGGAUACAGCAGCGCUGUCCUGCACAAAGCUUAUACAAAGUCGUUCAACAACAUCGUUCGUUAAGAGGUUGUUAAUUUUGUGGAAAUAUUCAAGUUCAUUUGGGGCGAAUCGCUUGCGACGAAAUACCAAUCGAACAAUCCAAACCUUGGAUAUACGGAUACACGAAAGAGAAGAAGAAAAAAAGAAAUUGAGUCAGUAUCAGUGAUAAAGAGGAGGGGUUUUAAGAGACGGUUAGUGGCAGUGUCAAAAAUGCCUUCAGCAACUGCUAGACGAAUGUAUGAGGAUCAAAUACCGUCAUUCAUGUCGAUUUUCGAUCCUGAGACAGAUAACACUAUUGACGAGAGAGGAUUGGUAACUGUGGUAGACCCUAAGUUGAUGGAGAUGGACUCUUCAUGCGCACAUGGACACCUGUCUGGUGGGUUACCACAACAACAUGCGUUACGGCCCUUACCGACAGAUCCUUCGCACCGUCACCACGACAGCACUUCAACGCAAAACUCUGAGUCUGCAGAUUCUUCCCCAACAACGACCUUAACAACAGAUACAUCUUCCCUUUCCGACCCGUCACCGUCAUCUUCUCCCGACUCGCCUGUCAAUUUGAUACCUUUAAAUUCUUUUCCAGGUACCAAUUUCGGAGGUUUGCCGUCCACAAUGAAUAACCUCACCGUCAAUGACCCUACCAUCCGGGAGCGACCCAUGACGUCUCCUUCCCCGAGGCGAAGAAAUAUGAAAGGUCUGUCAAUUCAACCGCCGUUCAUGAGCUCACUUUCUUCCAAUUUGGUAUCCGAACCUUCGUCGCCUUCCUUUAUUAAACCAAAGAUUCCUGCCAUGAAGCGAAAACCUAGUCAGCUCAGUCUCAAGACUGAUUCAACCGGGCUUAACAUUCGACCUACUAUCCUCGAAGUCCCGAGUUCACCUGCCCUUCCGCCGAUUCUGCAACGCAGAUCCCUAAAACACUCGACAUCUUCGCCUCACAUGCUUUCUGGAUUGAAGUCGUCCACUUUCGGUCCAGCUGGUGGCAUGACUUUCCCAACUGUUCUUGAGCGUGGUACCUCAGGUUUGUCUGAAGUAUUACGUCCGACAAAACAGGGAAAUCAUUGCCCAGGUUUUGAUACUACUAUCCUUGAGGAAGAUUCGCCUAUCAAGACGCAGCUAGCGAAUCGCGCUGCGAUGGAUUUCGAGCCGUUUAUCGAGCCGGAAAAUAACGAAGAUCAGAAGUCACCAGGUUAUCCUGAUGGUCCUAUCGCCAUCUAUGACGACAAUGUUUAUCUCUACUUAGAACCCACCGCGGAAGAAGCAUCUAAAUUUGAUGUGGUAAUAAAUGUAGCUCGCGAGGUGACCAAUCCUUUCCAGGCUACAAACAAGAAUUUUAGAAUGAGCCAGAUCGAAUCACCUAUUCCCGACACCGCUAUGACAAACGACAGCUUCGCCACCGCGUUUGAGUAUCCUCCCUCGGGUGAGUAUUCGGAAACACCGACAACUCCAAAGGCGACUAACGCCAUUUUCGAACCCGAAUAUAUCCAUAUGCCGUGGGAUCAUAAUACCGAUAUCGCUACAGAUCUCAUGAUGCUUUGCGAGACAAUCGAGAAGCGCACAAGGGAAGGAAAGAAGGUUCUUGUUCAUUGUCAGCAGGGCGCGAGCCGUUCGGCCAGCUUGAUCAUCGCAUACGGUCUUUACCGAAACCCCGGAUUGACUGUUAAUGAUGCUUACUACGCUGCGCAAUCGAAGAGUCGAUGGAUCAGUCCGAAUAUGCGAUUGAUGUACUGCUUACAAGACUUCCAGAAGGAGGUGGGCAAGAAGAGGCUAGCUCCUCGAUCUGCUGCGGGACCUCGAAGCGGCAGAAGCCCUACAAAACAUCACCGUCUUACACUCUCGGCCAAUGCGAUUGAUAUGCAACCGAAAGAACCAAUGACGGCGCCAUUGCCAGACGAGGAGGGAAGUGUCAAUGGCUCCAGCAGAGAACGUGCACCGAGUCAUUCUCGUGGGAAAUCUACUCCGAACCUGGAAUCUAUGUAUCCCGGCCCAUCGUCUGCUCCGUCAAGCUUCUCUUGGUCUGAAAAGGAAGAUCCACAAGAUCCUGGCAAGCCUGGACGCUUCAACUUUGGUAGCUCGCUUGAACCACCUCGGUUUUUCGAACCCACUCCCCAGCCGAGCCAGACAUCUUCACUUAAACCGGCUUCGUCAUUUUUCAAUCCGCCUCCGUCACCCGGAUUCUUCAGACCUCCCCCGUCUCCAGGAUUUGGUCCUAAUGGUCCUUCAGGCUUUGGAUUCGGCUUCAAUUCUUGCUCUAGUUUCGAGGAACGCAUGGCAGAGCCAAGUAACGGACGAGAUCUACCAAGAGAUCUACCAAUCGUAUCAGCCCCGCCUGAUGAUGAUGAUGACGACACUCUCAUGUCGCCUAGAGCAGAAACUAUGACUAGCAAUCCUCUGCACGACUCCUAUUCGGAGAUGUCUGGCGUGAAAUUUCUCGAGGUUCCUCCUACCCCUAGUGAAGGUCUCUUCUCCCCGCGACAAACCAUGUUCCCGCGCGAUCCCUUCUUCCCCUUUGGACGUCCUACUCAGAUCGCCGACCCGAGAAGCCCACCUACUAAGGGUGAAACACCUAUCGUUCGAUCCAUCGACGACGUAUUAUAGUACCUUCUAUCAGUCGCAAAUUAUUGAUGUGAUAACGCGGCGUAUGCUAUACGAAAUUCACAUACACUCUGAGCCCAAGACUGAGU
This is a messenger RNA of Daldinia caldariorum, 2888 nucleotides long. Its product is annotated as DSPc-domain-containing protein. The transcript has a single exon. Bases 418 to 2802 code for a protein of 794 amino acids. Lineage: Eukaryota; Fungi; Ascomycota; Sordariomycetes; Xylariales; Hypoxylaceae. The record is from RefSeq and is a predicted model, not a curated record. Gene Ontology annotation, molecular function: protein tyrosine/threonine phosphatase activity; MAP kinase tyrosine/serine/threonine phosphatase activity. Gene Ontology annotation, cellular component: cytosol; nucleus; cytoplasm. Gene Ontology annotation, biological process: protein dephosphorylation; negative regulation of MAPK cascade.